Molecule: messenger RNA, 3565 nt
Organism: Photinus pyralis (common eastern firefly)
Lineage: Eukaryota; Metazoa; Arthropoda; Insecta; Coleoptera; Lampyridae
Gene: Gnptab
Product: N-acetylglucosamine-1-phosphotransferase subunits alpha/beta
Exons: 9
Coding region: 357-2312 (651 amino acids)
Biological process (GO): carbohydrate phosphorylation; N-glycan processing to lysosome
Cellular component (GO): Golgi apparatus
Molecular function (GO): calcium ion binding; UDP-N-acetylglucosamine-lysosomal-enzyme N-acetylglucosaminephosphotransferase activity
Source: RefSeq, a predicted model, not a curated record
CCCAACCCUCAAUAACUACCGUGGAAUCGCCCACACCGCAACCAACAGCACACCACGACCACCCACCCUCAACAAGUACUCUACCACCAUCAACAACAAUGAAUCCUCCGCCCAGAAAACGUGCCAUCGCCGCAGUUGCUACGAGCACCCUCAUCGCAGCUAAUCAACAAUGCACCGGCACUACUUGUUACCAUUUCUUUUGGGACACCGUGUACUCGACGCCAUUCUAAUCACAGACAACACUGACUCUGUCGAUGGUACAGGAGACACUCACUUGACAGUAACAUAACCUAAAAAUGUAGGUGAAAAAACAAAUAUUUGCUAUUUAUUGGCAAACAACUUUAAUUUAUAACGAAAUGGUUGUGAAAUGUCGCAUCUGUAACUUAAUUCUCAAACACAAACUUAAAGUAAUCAUCAUCUUCGUCUUCACACUCGCUUUUGUAAAUAUACUUCAGGUGUUCUUCUUCCAACUAUGCUGGGACAACACGAGCAAACGCGCCGACGAACUCGUCGACGUCGUCUACACGUGGGUCAACGGUUCGGACCCGAGAUUCCUGGCGAACCUGCGCGCGUUUCUACGAACCGACGUGUCGACGACGACGCAAGAUUACUCUAGUCAACGUUUCGACGACAAGUACGAGCUGAAAUUCUCGUUGCGCUCCCUCGAAAAGUACGCCCCUUGGGUCAAUCACGUUUACAUUGUCACGAACGGUCAGAUACCGUACUGGCUGAAUUUGGACUAUGAGAAGGUGACGGUGGUUAGUCACGAGGAGAUUUUCGCGGACGGCGACGAUUUGCCGUCGUUUUCUAGUCCCGCGAUCGAGUCUCACUUGCACAGAAUUCCCGGAUUGACGGAUCGUUUCGUGUACUUCAACGACGAUAUUUUCCUAGGCAAGACCGUGUACCUCGACGAUUUUGACAGUAGCUCGCGCGGAUUCGUCGUUUACUUGGCGUGGCCGUUGCCGAUGUGCUCGGUCGAUUGUCCGUGGGUGUAUGUCGGAGACGGGCAGUGCGACACGUCGUGCUACAACUCGAAUUGCCAAAUGGACGGCGGAGAUUGCGACGGUUAUCACGGGCAAAGCUUGUGGAAUGGCAGCCAUUAUUGGGAUAAGUCGGAGAUUAUCCGUUACCAAAGAAACUUUAGUGAUACUAAAUCAAACCAAAGAGCCCUAUACCAAAAUGUGUCGGUAUCUGGCCGGUUAGGACUGGUCUCGGUACCUACGCGAAUUAGUCGAUUAUUUAUGAGAAACGCGACGAAUGUCACCCGUCUCGUCGCCGAGCACAACAAGCAGGUGAUUUUACAGAACAAACUGACGCGUAGGAAACGCGAGCAAAGAGCCACCGCCAAACCUCAGAGCGCAGCGUUCGACGCCUACGGCGCAUCCCUUCAGCACACCAAUCGCGUCUUAAACCUCAAGUACGGGUUCCGAUCGCGAUACGCCCCCGCCCAUUCGCCGAUAAUGAUCGAUCGACGCAUAAUGGAGGGCUUACAGGCGACGUUUCCGAAGCAAUUUCUCAAGACCUCCCGGAAUCGUUUCCGUAGCGACGACGACAUGCAGUACGCGUUUAGCUACUACUACUAUGUGAUGAACGAGAAGCAGUAUGCCGACGUCGGGGAGAUCUUCGACAGAUUUGACACGGACGGGUCAGGAACGUGGUCCGACCGUGAGAUUCGCACUUUGCUGACGAAACUGUACGACUUGCCUCUGAGCUAUGGGACCGUCGACCACUUCGAAGAGUUGCUUUUGAACUGCUCGCGUCAGCUGGAGACGGUCGAGAUGCCGACGCCGGAGUUUGAGAGAUAUGUCGACUCCAAGCUUCCGACAGUUUCGCGCGAUUUAAUCAUCCAAUGUGGCGCCCUCUCCGAAGUACUGAAGGUGAAAUUCGGCACUCGUCGCAAGUACAAGUACGAGACGAUCAACAACGCGCAAAGUUCACGCGUCACCUUCAAGAUGCUCAAUUCGAAUAUAAGCGAGGUCGUCGGCCAUCUUGACGAGAUACGGCGCGGCACGAAAAAGUUUGUGUGCUUGAACGACAACAUGGACGAAACCAAGUACAGCGAAAACGAAUUGAUACGGGCCGUGCUGUACGAUUUCUAUUUGUCGCUCUUUCCGAAACCGAGCAGGUUUGAGUUGCCGAGCGAUUUUCGCAAUCGUUUCUUGUACUUGGACGAGUUGAGUCGGUGGAAGACGUACCAUUUUAAGCUGAAACUCUGUACUUACCUGUGUAUAGGCGUCCUGUGUUAUUUGACCUAUUGCAAUUUACUGAAAAGGCGAUUUUUGUACAGGCUGUUUAAUAAAUUAUUUUACUAAAAGGUUGCAGGCGAAAUGUGUUGGGUGUGUUCGAAAGGGUUUCCUGGUAGAAAGUUUCAAAUUAUAUCGGAUCAUAGAAGUUACUCAUGUUCUACUGGAGAACUUAUCGAGGAGCUGUUGAAAGAAUUUGGAAAUAAUCUUCACGUUUCGCUAAUGGCUUCCUUCCGCAUCGAUUAAUUGUGUUAAUAAGCGCGGAGAACGGCCUACUGAGAUUAAUCUAAUUUCCUCUCGUGGUCAGAUAAACGUUCGUUUUCCCAUCCUUUUUUCAACCUGAGCUUGAAAACAGGAAGAGACCGGUUAGGAUAACGAAAGUGGAUUAAUAUACCGUAUUAUUUGAAAGUCUUCGGGGGGUAGAGCAAGAGGCCUUACUUUAUCAACCCACGUAGACCCACGGGCUAAUUAAAUUUGUUUUUGCGCCAAGCGUAUCGUACCGCAAUCGGCGCUAUCGGUUAGCUUAUAAGGCGCGGCGUGGACGUGUCGACCGUCACCCGCAAGCUAAACCAGCGAAGAUGCAAAUCCACCUUUAUUUCUUGUUCGUCUUCAUUUUGCUGUUCGUAACUGGCCAGAGUAAGUAGAGAGAACAAUAUUUUUUGAAGAUCUCCCGAGUGCAAUUUCUCAUUGACAGGUCAGGCGAGAAAAUGCGACUGUAUGAGUUUUUUACCGAGCAAUUUGGAAAAGUGGACCUCUUGCAUGAUUGACUGUGGCGAUUACUAGACAUGCUUGUUAAAUAUGUGUAAUAAAAAUAAUUAGAGAAUGUACUGUAAACGUGUUCUAUGGUUGUGCAGCCCCCUUUGGUGGGUACUGGACCCCUCGUUCGAAGUUGAUGAUUGCGGUUCAAUGCUAAAUCGAGCCCAUUUUUCAAAAUUAUCACUUCUCAACGCAAACUGGUAAUGGAUAUUGUACUUGUGCAUGCUUUUUUGUUCGAGAGCACCAAUGUGGGCUACUUACAAAACAACUCUCAAGCCAUCCCUUGAUCCAUCGUACACUUUCCUUCCUGACUGACUAAGAAAGGUCAGAUUCUCUGAUAACGUCCGCCACUAGUAGUACUCGAACCUUCUGUCUCACCAACGCCCUUCUCGCUUAAGCGCCAACUCAUUUUCAAACCAAUCAUGCACUUCGCCUAGUAUGUCCAGCCUGGUAACCCAUCGAGCAUCAAAGAGCAAACCACCCUGUAUACAUGUAUAGGCGCAAGAACCACUUCCACUGGCUGCGGUUCUUUUGCAUGAAGACAUCUUCGUGACGGCUGCAUUCGG